Neltuma alba is the source of this 1561-nucleotide messenger RNA. RefSeq names its product NAC domain-containing protein 30. Gene Ontology annotation, biological process: regulation of DNA-templated transcription. Lineage: Eukaryota; Viridiplantae; Streptophyta; Magnoliopsida; Fabales; Fabaceae. The transcript is spliced from 4 exons. The record is from RefSeq and is a predicted model, not a curated record. Bases 124 to 1143 code for a protein of 339 amino acids. Gene Ontology annotation, molecular function: DNA binding.
UCUCUUUUUCUUCACCAAGUCACAAACCUCUCUUUCUCUCAUCUUUCUUCCUGUAACCAUCCUCAUCUAUAUAUCCAUCUUUUGAUCCUUCAAUCUCUUAGCUCAACAAGAUCGAAGAACACGAUGACAUCACCCCAGUUUUCUGAGAGAUCUUCGAUGGCGGAUAUGGAAUCAUGUGUCCCACCAGGAUUUAGAUUUCAUCCAACAGAGGAAGAACUUGUAGGAUAUUACCUCAAGAGAAAGAUAAACUCACUCAAAAUCAACGUAGAUGUCAUUGUCGAGCUAGAUCUCUACAAAAUGGAACCAUGGGACAUACAAGAUAGAUGCAAGCUAGGAUAUGAGGAGCAGAACGAGUGGUAUUUUUUCAGCCACAAGGACAAGAAGUAUCCAACAGGGACAAGAACGAAUAGGGCGACAGCGGCAGGAUUCUGGAAAGCAACAGGGAGGGACAAGGCAGUGAUGUCGAAGAACAAGAUCAUAGGCAUGAGGAAGACUCUGGUGUUCUACCAGGGACGAGCCCCUAAUGGCAGAAAAUCUGACUGGAUCAUGCAUGAAUAUCGCCUCCAAUCUUCUGAACAUGCCCCUCCUCAGGAGGAAGGAUGGGUAGUGUGCAGAGCAUUCAAAAAGCCAAGUCCUAGUCAUUUGAGGCCAGGUUUUGAAGCACAGUGCUAUUUCAGAGAUCAGAUCAGCAGCCAUGGAAGGACCUUCUCUUCAUUUUCUGACAUUCUGAAUCAAACCCAUCAUUUUCUCAAUACUACUCAUCAUCCUAGUAACUCUAACUCUCAAGGUAUAACCCUAAGUCCUCAUCAUCACCAAGCUUUAACCAGUUUGGAUCAGCAGCAUCAGAACCAACAAGUUCUUGAUCUUCCUCAACUAGAUAGCCCUAGUCUGGGAAUAAGAUCAUCAUCAGAUAACUACGGUGGCCAAAACAACGUUAAUAUUGGGGAAGAAUAUUACAGUGAUGACGUGGAAAGCUUGGACCAGUUGUUUGCUUCAAAUCUGACAGAGACGACUUCUGCUGCAUCUGAUGCUUUCUUAGCACACUCGAACUUUCCCAUGAAUAUGAUGCUCCAUAACAAUGAACUAGUAAUACCUCACAAUCAAGCAAGCGAAGCCCUAGGAUUAUGCUUUCCUGAUUCAUAGUGUGUAUUUUUCUAGGAUUUCAUCUGUUUCAUAUAUAGAGUCAACAAUAAAAUAACUGUCUCUGCAGCCAUUAAUAUUGGUUAGGGGUGAGAUGGCUAGCUCUAUUCAUUAUAUAUAACAUGGUUGACCAACAUUAUCCACACAUGUUUUAAUUCUGCUCUCUCCAUAUACGCUAAUUGACAAGUUGUUGGGGAGAGAAUAUUGGAAGCUGCCUGCUAAGUGAUGAUCAGGAGAAAACCUAUUACUUGUUAUUAUUGGUGAUGUUAGAAGAUGACUUGAAAAGUUAUCCAAUUUAUUAUCCCUUCUCUGUUGAUGAAGGUGGAAAUAGGAAGUUUACGAACUGCCAAAAAAAAAAAGAAAAAAGAAAUUGUUGUAGCGUGUUUGUGUCUCGUAAAUGUAAAUUCCCUUUAUUAUUGUA